Molecule: messenger RNA, 744 nt
Organism: Urocitellus parryii (Arctic ground squirrel)
Lineage: Eukaryota; Metazoa; Chordata; Mammalia; Rodentia; Sciuridae
Product: olfactory receptor 52N2-like
Biological process (GO): G protein-coupled receptor signaling pathway
Cellular component (GO): plasma membrane
Molecular function (GO): G protein-coupled receptor activity; olfactory receptor activity
Source: RefSeq, a predicted model, not a curated record
AUGUCUGGAGCCAACAGUUCCAGCCUGACACCAGGAUUCUUUAWCUUGAAUGGUGUUCCUGGGCUGGAAGCUUCCCACACCUGGAUCUCCCUGCCAUUCUGCCUCAUGUACAUCAUUGCUCUUGUGGGGAAUGUGGGACUCAUCUAUCUCAUCAGUCAYGAGGAGGCCCUGCACCGACCCAUGUACUACUUCCUGGCCCUGCUGGCCUCCACUGAUGUCACCUUGUGUACCACCACUGUGCCCAACAUGCUGUGUAUAUUCUGAUUCAACCUCAAGGAGAUAGACUUUAAUGCCUGCCUGGUCCAGAUGUUUUUUGUCCACAUGUUGACUGAGAUGAAUUCUGGGGUGCUCAUGCUCAUGGCUCUGGACCGCUAUGUGGCCAUCUGCUACCCCUUACGCUAUACCACCAUCCUCACCAAGGCUGGUCUUGCCACUUUCUUGAGGAGUGUGAUGCUCAUCAUCCCAUUCACUUUCCUCACCAAACGCCUGCCCUAUUGCCAGGGCAACCUCAUCCCCAACACGUACUGCGACCACAUGUCUGUGGCCAAGGUGUCCUGUGGCAACGUCAAGGUAAAUGCUAUCUAUGGUCUGAUGGUUGCCCUCCUGAUUGGCAUCUUUGAUAUUUGUUGUAUCUCUGCAUCUUACACUAUGAUUUUGAGGGCUGUAGUGAGCCUGUCAUCAGCAGAUGCUCGUCACAAAGCCUUUAGCACCUGCACAUCUCAUAUCUGUGCCAUCGUGAUCACU